Messenger RNA from Cuscuta europaea, 2041 nucleotides. The record is from the annotation of a GenBank genome assembly. NCBI's taxonomy places the organism in Eukaryota, Viridiplantae, Streptophyta, Magnoliopsida, Solanales, Convolvulaceae.
CAAACGGGGCCAAAUUAUCAGUAUCGGAAAUCUAUCAGAUAACAGCCCGAAAAGGGAUUUCAGAGACUUCUAAAUUAAAGUUGAGGGAUGCAUAUUGAUUCUAAGGUCCAUUAGGAAUUGGGAACAAGUGUUAUAUUAUAUUUGACCCGAUAAAAUAAAAUAUACUUAAAACAGUCCGGAAAAUACAACUUUCGGGGCAAAUUGCACACUUUGGGACAAAUUAGGAUGACCUCCCACAUGGGUGGGGGCCACCCCACGAAAUUGUCAACCCUUGAGGGCUGGAUGAGUGCCAAAUUGGCUGAACAACAAUUGAGAGGAUGGGGGAGACACCUUUGACAUGUUGUAGACCCCCUCCCUUUCACUCAUUGCCCAAAAGGAGACAAAAGGGGCAUUCCUACCCAUCCCCUCCUCAUUAGUUCGGCCAGCAGCAAGGGAAAGGAGGAAAGAACCUCUGCAACUUCAUCUCCAUAGCCCCAAAUCCGAACUCAAGCUCAAGGGAGUCCAAGAAGAAAGUUUAAGAAGGAAAAAGCUAGGAAAAAGUGUGAAAAUUAAGGAACCUGAUUUAAAGUAUUUUUGAGCCUCUCCGGAGUUUCGUCGGAGUUGGUCAAAGUUCGCCGGAGUUGGUCAAAGUUCGCCGGAAUUGGUCAAAGUUCAAUCGAGAAACGUAGAACGCGCUUAAGCUUAAUUAAGUUUCAGGUAGAACUUGAAGGUUGCUACCACCAGCCGCUGCUUCGGGAGGUUUCUGAGGAGAAGACUUGCACCAAACCCAGAUCUACCUAUGGAUGACAACAGAGUUAUCGCAACCGGUGGGGCCGGUAAACGGAAAAAAUCCAGGAAGAACCCCCAACCUACUCCCUCCAUUAUUCCUGCUCUGGAUGCUGCCUCUUCUCAACCGCUUCCAGAGCCAAUACAACAGGUCCAUCAGGACCAAUUCGAGGCCAUGCUGGUCGACGAUCGGUUCGGCUCUGACCAACUGCAUCAAUUCUCCCAGCACUUUGACUCCGUUCGGGGGGAACCCUCGAAUGCAGGUGAGACCCACACCGACCAUAUUACCGGUCAGGUCGAGCGGAUCUCCUUAUCUGAUCCUGUCCAUGAGGUAUUAGAAAGGGCUGGUUCUACCGCGAGCCAGAUCUGGUCGACCUCCUCUUGGUUCAACAAUUUUUCCCUUCCUCAGUUGCCGGUCGAGCAAUCUGAAGAAUGUCUGGCCUUGACCGCUCAGAAGAUGGGUUUGUACACCCUUCAAAUGCGGGAAGCCCGUCUGGCCAAGGAACGGGAACUGAUUGUUGCCCAGUCUUCUGCUGAGCAAAAUGAUGCUGCCGCCAUCACCUCUCUGGAGGCCGAACGGAAGGCCUUUGCGGAGGAGAAACAGAGGCUGGAUGCCGAACUUGGUACCCUUCGGGUUCAACUUGCAGCUUCCCAGGCUAAAGUCCUUGCCGCUGAGGCCGCACAGGUCAAGUUUGAAGAAAUGCCAUCCAGCAUCCCGGACGGUCCCUAUGAAGUGAACGUGGAUCUGUCCGCCGUCCGGGAAACAUUCAAAUCCUCUGAUGAAUUCUCCAUCAUCAAGGAUGAUCACGCAAGGACCCAAAUCCCGUUCGCCUUUGGGGCGUACUUGAAGGGUUUCCCCAAAGGUGCUGGUCGGCUAUCGGCAGGGGUGGCCCUCUUGGACAAGGAUCCCGAGGCCAAAAAAUGGAACGACUCCAUUGUCACAGACCUUUAAGGCAAAAUUGGCCAGGUCUUGCUGCGUCCCUUCGUUGCUCAGCUUCAAAAUAAUCUGGGGAGGCCGGUUCAGGCUUCUGAUCUUCCCAAAGAUGACAUUAUACAGGCUCAGUUCGAGAAAUUUCUGCGAGCUCAGCAACGGGAAGCUGAUCGGGCUGCUGGGAGGGAGCCUGAACCCUCGUCUGAUGUUGAUGAGGACGAGGACGAAGAGGGAGAUGAAAUGGCCCCUGGCCAAUAAUUUAUAUGUACUUUUUAAUUACUUGUUGUAAUUUUCCUUUGUCUAAGUAGCUUGUACUUCCCGGUCAGUAGAACCGAUGAAUAUAUA